AUGAUGGGAGGCCAGAACUGCCACGCCGAGAUUAUCUUCGAAGACCAUGUCAAAUGGAUCGCACGCUUCCGUCUCGUGCAGACCUCAUCACCACCACAAGAAGUCCGGGACUGGGUUCUUCGAAGUGAAGCUGCAACUAUGGCCUAUCUUCAAGAGCACACGCCCAUACCCACGCCCAAAGUUUUUGACUGGGCGUGCGAAUCUGAUCCAAAGAAUCCCCUUGGAGUUGGCUACAUUUUGAUGGAAAAAUUGGAUGGAAAGCCGCUACACUGGCCAGAGAUGACUCCCGAGCAGAGAGAGAAGGUCAUGCAGCAGUUGGUUGGCAUAUUCCUUGAGAUUGAGAAGCACCCAUUCAAAGCUGUUGGAUCACUUGCCUACUCCGAGACAGGUACGAUAGAUAUCCAAGGGCUGGCGGAACCAUCAACCUUCCACCUAGGACAAGAUCCGCUGGGCCCGUUCGCUUCCUCGCUAGAGGGAGUAAGGGGUAUACUCAAGACUAUCCUUGGAAUGGUAGUUAGCGGCGAGAUUGAUAAUUCUCGUCCAGUCGACACUUAUCUCGUCCAUCGAUUCCGCUUAGACAUUGUUGAUACCCUCUACAACGAUAUGCAAUCGGACGGCCAGUUUUUCCUCAAGCACCCGGACGAUAAAGGCGACCAUAUAUUAGCCAAUGAAUCCUUUGAUAUCGUCGGAAUCAUAGACUGGGAAUGGACCCAGACUGUCUCUAAAGCAGAGGCCUUCAGUUCCCCGUGCAUGAUGUGGCCGGUGGGCGAGUUCUACAACGGCUCCAAUGAGCUCGAGCCGGACGAAUGGCGAUUCGCCGCCAUCUUUCGAGAAAAGGGCCGGGAGGAUCUUGCUAAGUGCGUUAUCGAGGGCAGAAAGGUUCAGAGGUUCUUCUUUAGUCUUGGGGUCGACAGCUCUUUUCUAAGAGAUGCGCAGGAACUCCAGGAUUUGUUUCUGGGGCUGCAGCGGGCUUUCAAUCCCGAGUACGAGGGGUGGGAGCAGUGGAAGAAACUCGCGCUUGAAAAAUGGAAGAAUGAUCCUUUGCUCCGCAACUUGUUGGAGCUAGAACAGAGUUAA
This is a messenger RNA of Penicillium riverlandense, 1077 nucleotides long. RefSeq lists its product as uncharacterized. Bases 1 to 1077 code for a protein of 358 amino acids. The record is from RefSeq and is a predicted model, not a curated record. NCBI's taxonomy places the organism in Eukaryota, Fungi, Ascomycota, Eurotiomycetes, Eurotiales, Aspergillaceae. The transcript has a single exon.